Cinara cedri is the source of this 6698-nucleotide messenger RNA. The record is from the annotation of a GenBank genome assembly. NCBI's taxonomy places the organism in Eukaryota, Metazoa, Arthropoda, Insecta, Hemiptera, Aphididae.
UUAAUAUGGCCGAAAUGUGGAACCUUCGAUCAUAUGGUUUAUAUGGGCGAAGUUUAAAGACUUGCGCAUUAUCAUGAUCUGCAUACUGCGUUCUACAGUAUUUCUGUGUGCGUUCUACAGUAUUUCUGUGUGCGUUUACUGUUUAAAUAAUACUUGUAACUUUUAGAAACAAUAAUAUUCUGGAUUAAUACAAUCUUUGGUUGAAAUCAAAAUUGUAUUCAAAAUGGAAAACUGUGUAUCGUAAGUGUACUUUUUAUUAUUUACACCCAUACUGAUCAUACUCCAGCAAAAUUAAAGGGAAUUUAUAGAGCUGACCUGAUUUUUUGUGAAUUAUUGAUAUUUAUAACUAUUACUGGAAGAGGUAUACCUAAUUUGUCUAUGCAAUUAUUACCCGAGACGUAGACAACAUAUAACGCGUUUAACGUUCGUAUAAAUAAUAUCCUACAUGAAUUCUAAAAGUAUAUUUUUUGUAAAACGAAAAAGAUUAUUAAAUGUUAUCCGGAAUUUUUGGUAUAAGUAAUACCAUCUGUUAUAAGUUAUAACCAAAGCUAUGUAUCUCCGUAAUUAGUAUUAUAAACAUUUGUUUUUAAUUUUGUUGUCGUUCGAUAUUAAAUUUAAAAAUUCUUGAAUAGAUAAAAUAUGAUAAUUAAAUUUUAAAACAAUUACUACUUUUCCAACUUAAUAUAAUAUUUACCUUAUUAAUUAUUAUUAUAGUUUAAGAAAAUCUAAAAAUUUACGUACAAUUUGAUAACUUAUAAUAACAAGUAGAUACGUUUUCUUCCGAUUUAUGAAGAUUGUAACGAUUCUAAGCAAACACCAUUUAUCACCAAAAGCGAAUUACCAAUAGGUACUAUCCCACAAUAUCACAACUGUAUAUUAUAUGCCUCCAAAACGGUUUAGUUUACCAAAGAUUUUUUAGUCCAUUCCCUAGUAUCCUGACCGAAGAGUGAAGUUUCUCUAGUCUAAUGUCAGAAGAUAGUGGCCUGUAAUUAGUUAUUUGUAUCAUGAAUUGUGUGGUUUUUAUAAGUUAAAUUAAUUUAUUAAAAGUUGAUUAUUGGUUUUGUACUACCGCAUUUUGUUUUUUUCUUUUGUACAAAAAUAUAAUUCAUAUUUCUGAGAGUUUUGAAGAUUUGCUAGGUAACAAUGUGUUGAAUAAAACAUAGUGGACAUGAACCAUUGAACUGUAUAUGAAAAUAUAUUAUAACAUACAAACAUUUUGGUUGCCUACAUCUUCACAAUAGUAUUAUAAUCGUAGGUUUGUUUUUGAGUUUUAUUUUAAUACUGUAUUAAUUUUUGUGCACAAACAUGUUGGUAUAGAUAUGAAAACAAAAAUUAGCUAUUGCGGAUAGUCAAUAAAUUAGUACCUUUUUAAUGAUGUUUUAUUCGUUAUAAGACAAAUAUUAUAUUUAUUUAUAAUUUAAUUUCUUUAUAACAUAAUUUUCAGUAAAAUGGAACUGCGUAGACAUUUGACAACAGAAACAGAUGCUGAAAAACUUGCGAAACGCCUUGAUGAAGAUUUGGAUAAAUUUAUAGACAGUUUAAAGCAGACACCUUAUAAAGAUGGUUGGAAUGAAGCAACUUGGCGAGAGGUUAGUUUUAAAGUAUACAUUUGUUUAAUUGUAUAUUUAAAAUAUUGGGUUUAAUUUGGGUCAUAGGAAAUGGAACAGCAUCCAUUUUUUACAAGCAAGCCUCUUAAUCCAGAAGAUGUACCGUCACCUUUAAUUGAGGGCUUACAAAAACUUCGCUUUGAUCCUGAAGAUAAUACUACUGAAGAAUUGGCCAAUAAACACAAGAUUGAUGGGAAUUUCAAUUUUAAGUGCGGUAAAUAUCGAAUGGCCAUUUUAUGUUACGAAGAAGGCCUAAAAUUAGAUUUUUCAAAUGAUCAUCUACGUGCUCAAAUGUUUAACAAUUUAGCUGCUUCACAUUUUUAUUUGAAGAAUUAUCGGUAUGUACUUGGUAAAUUACUAUAAUAUACAGUAUACAUUUAUUUUGAAUUUGUAUUAUGUAAUAUUUCAUUAAUCUAGGUCCAGUUUGAUAGCAGCUGAAGAAGCAAUUAAAUAUAAGCCAGACUAUCCAAAAACAAUAUUGAGAGCAAUACAGUGUUGCAUGCAAUUGAAAGAAUUUGAUAGAUGUUGUGAAUUGUGUGAUAUAUAUAACAUUCAAAUACCCGGAGAUAAAAUAAUAUCAAGAAUAAAAAGAGAAACAAUAAAAUCUAAAGUAAAUUUCAUUUAUGAUUAUGAUCUUUAUUAUUAUAAAAAAGUAAAACAAUGUAUAUUAUUUUUUACCUUUUUAGAAAAUGAUGGAAAUGGAAAAACGAAGAUUGGCCAAGUUCGAAAAAGAAAAAGAAAUAGAGCGGAAACAAUUAUUGGAUGAGCUUAAUAAAAGACAUUUAUGUAUAAUCGGCCUAGACAGUAAUCAUUAAUUUUAUUAUUUAGUGUUUUCAAUGUACACUGAUUUUAAUUAUAUGCAUAUUUUUAUGAUUAGACGAGCCUAUCAAAGAUUUAGCGAUAUUGGAUCCUAAAAUGCUCGGUUCUAUAAAACCUGUACAUUUGCUCGCAGGACGUCUUGUUUGGCCUGUUGCUAUUUUAUAUCCAGAGUAUAAUGUUUCUGAUUUCAUCUUGGAAUUCGAUGAAGAUUCUAUGUGAGUAUAAUUCAAUUUUUUUUUCAUAAACAUUUAUAUAUAUUUUUAAAUGAUGUAGGAGACAAAAUAUUUAGUAUAAACUAAAAAAAAUAGUGCUAUAUAUUGUAAUUUUAUUGUAAAAUUGCCAAGAAUGAUUAUAUUAAAACUUGUUCAAGAGCAUAAAAAUAUUUUGUAAAUAGCAUUUUGUUAUAAUUUUAUUUGUUAAAAUAUUCAAUUAAAAAUUUGCUUUGUAAAAACAUAAUAAUAUUAUAAUUGAUUCUGAUAUACAUUUAAAAUGUGCUACAUAAAAUAAUUGUAACAGUUAGAAACUAGUUAUCUGCUGGUGAUUGUAGAGUACAUUCAUAUUUGAUGAAUAGUUUCUUAGUUAUAUCGGCUUUAAUAUAGAGAAAACAAUUAAUAUUCCGUAGGAGAUAAAGAAUUACCGCACUGAUUGUGAUUUCUUACCGUGUAACGUGUUAUUGUAUUAAAAAUUAAUUGUUUUCAGACCAAUUUUCUAGAAAUUUAAAAAAAUGUUAUUACUAAGAAACUAUUGAACAAAUAUUUAAGUAUGGUAAACUAAAAUGUUUAAAUAAUACAUUUUAUAAAUUGGCUAUUUUGAACAUUUUACAAAGUUGAAAAAUAAAAAUGUCGAAGUUUUUCUGAAAAACAUUAAAAAAAAAAAAUUGUUUUUAAUGAACAUUAACAGAGUUAUUAGCAUUCAGAUAACACUGUAGGACACCCCAUAUAAUCAGUGGUAUUAUUCUAAAGUCAAAUUUGUAGAAUGAAUUGUACAAUAGUUUAAUAAUUUAUUUAGUUCUGAUAAUUAUUGUUAUUUUUUUUUUAGAUUUUAUAAUCAUUUAUUAGAAAUGUUUUCUGAAAAGCCAGUUUGGGAUGUUGAAGGUAAAUACAGUGUCAAUACAGUAAAUGUUUAUUUCGAACUUUUUAAUGAACAUAAAAAACCUACCAACGUUGUAAAAGUAGAUAUACGCAAAUGCACUUUAUCAACAGCAUUGUCAUUUUUCAGGUAAAAAAAAAUAAAUAAAUAGAUUUAUUUUUAACAUGGUGUAACAUAAAUUAUUAUAUUGCAAGGCAGAGGUUUUCAAACUUUUUUUCUUCACCACCUAUAUGUAUAUAGAUCUGUCACGGACCACUUAUAACUUAAUUGAACUAAUCAUAAUGCCUUUAUGUUUUUUCAAAAUUAUAAGAGUAUAUGACAGUAAAAUACUGUAAUACUAAUAAUAUAAAAAAUAUAAAAUACAAAAUAUACUAUUUGAUCCAUUAAAAACAUUUAUACGAAUAUGUAUUAAUUUAUUUUUUGUACUACUACUACCAUGUUGCUUUGUGUGUACAACCAUGUUGUCCACCACAUAUUACAGUUUGAGAACCGCUGUAAUAAGGAAUAGCUCUUGUGUUUUUUUAACAUCUUAUAAUACAUUUUAAACUUUAAUAUUAGUUUAUUAUUACAAUUUUGUGUAGAUGCCCUAUUGAAAACGGUAUACCAACAUUUACAAUUUACUUUGCUGGAGGAGAACAUGAGAAGAAGUUUUUAGAAGAAGUGACAUGUUAUUAAGUUUAAAUAAUAGUCAUAUUAUUCCUUUAAUAUUUCUUCUUCUCAUUAUCUAUAAUUCUAAGAGAACUCUAUACACAAUUAAUGUUAAAGUACUUAAUAGAAUUUUGUUUUAGUACUAAACCCUUUCUCUCAUCAAGUACAUUGAAAUUAUGUGCUGCCAGGCCUUCAAGCUUUAGGCAUUCACUACCAUUUCUAGCAUGCUCAUUCCUUUGAAUACUAUUGAACAUGGAAGUGUUCUUUGGGACCCUCCUCUCCCCACCGUGUAUUCAAAUGCUAUGAUUGAGAGGGUUUAGUGAGGCUUCUUUCAUGUGAAAGAACCUUUCAACCUUUCCAUGAUUAUUCACCACUCGUGUUUCGUUGAUCUCCUUAGUCUUGUUAAUAUUUGAUGGGUGUAUAAUCUCAAGAUAAUUAUAUACAGUAUUCAUACAGAUAAACAGAUUUUCCUAAUCUCUUAUCACUAAUUAACUUCAAAGUCUCUCUCAAUUUCACUUGUUCAUUUGUCCCUUUUUAUAUUCCAUAAUUUCCAGUCUCUUUUCUUGAUAACUCCCAAAUAAUUAAUAUUAUGCUCCCUGUCAGCCAGGAUCCAUCAUUUAUGAUCAGCAUUCAACUUCUAGUUGUCUCUCUUCUUUCACUGCCAGUAUAUAUUCUAAUUAAAAUUAGUCUGGUUUAGUUUAUUGAACUAGAUUGUUCUGAGUAUAUAAAUAUAACAGACCUCAAAAUAUCUAGUUUAGAAAACCAAAAAAAAAAACAAAAAAAAAAAAAAUUAAAAAUAUUGUACCUUAUUAUAUUAAGUAGGUAUAUCUAAUUAUUAUUGCUACUUUAAUAUGUUUUUUACCUUGUUUGUUCGUGGGCUACCACUCAUCUGUGUGUUAUAAUAAAAUACUUGAUAUCGCAUAGUAAAGUUUGUGAUUUAUACUUAAUUUGGCACUACCUCUUUUAGUGCCACACUAAAUGAUUAGAGUCUGUAGGGUGUAGUUUAGUGAUCAUCACUUUCAUCUUGCACACCUAACAUCUAAUUAUUAUUCAAAAUCAUCUGUAUUAAGGAAAAUUUCUUUGUGUAUUUUUUUUAAGGAACAUUGCUCUUGUAAAAUAUUUUUUUUUUCAAAAUUCAAAUCAGAUACAUUAAACAUUAAAACAUGUUAUAAUAAUGUGAUGUUUUACUCAUUAGAUUAUUUCUGUAACGGAGAAAUUAGAACAACUUAAAAAGUGUUUCAUACAUAUCUAAUAUGUUUAGUUUUAAAUUGAAUAUGACUCAAUUGUCAAUUUUAUUUUUACAGUUCAUAAGCUUAGCCUUUCUUUUCUUUUUACACAGUUUAACAAGUUUAAUAAUAGAAGUUUUUUGGAUAAGCAUUUAAAUGGUUAUAUUAAUUAUCCUGAGGAAUAAUGUGAGUAAUUAUUUCCUUCGAUUUUUAGUUGCUUACCUAUUAUUAUAUAAUAUAUUAAAAUAUUGUAUACCUUGAUUAACACUAAAUUUACUUUUCUCUACUUGUAAAUUUUGUAUACUUAAAUAUUGUUUUAAAAAUAUAAAUUUAAGAUUUGAAGUAAUUGUAAUUUAUAUUAUGUUAUAUUUGUAUGAGCCAGUUUAAGUCAAUUGCUCUUGAGUAGCUUAAUAGAAUAUAAAAUUAAUGUGUUAAUAGUAUUUAACUAAUAUAUUCUUCUUUAGUGUGUUUAGCUCAACAAAUGACAUUCUAAAUAGUCUUAUAUGUCUUAUAACUGCUUAGCAGUUUCCUAGAAUAAGUAAUAAGUUUAAGAAUUUUUUAUAUUGUUGUCGUAUGUUUUAUUAAUUUGUGUAUUAAAUCUUUUAUUCUUUGUGUGUGACAUAUUAUAGAAUAAUUAAUCAAUAACCAAAUAAUCACAUCAUUUAAAUUUUGUAUUACAUAUAAUUUAAUUAGCUAACAUUUGAACUACUCGAAAAUUAUUUUUGUAUUAUGUUUGUAUUAAUAACAUAAUCACAUGUGUAUUAAAAAAAAAUUGAAAAAACACCAUUGGUUUUAACACUAAAUUUACUUUUCUCUACUUGUAAGUUUUGUCUACUUAAAUAUUGUUUUAAAAAUAUAAAUUUAAGAUAUGUAGUAAUUGUAGUUUAUAUUAUGUUAUAUUUGUGUGAGCCAGUUUAUGUCAAUUGCUCUUGAGUUGCUUGAUAGAAUAUAAAAUUAAUGUGUUAAUAGUAUUUAACUAAUAUAUUCUUCUUUAGUGUGUUUAGCCCAACAAAUGGCAUUCUAAAUAGUCUUAUAUAUCUUAUAACUGCUUAGAAGUUUCCUAGAUUAAGUAAUGAGUUUAAGAAUUUUUUAUAUUGUUGUCGUAUGUUUUAUUAAUUUGUGUAUUAAAUCUUUUAUUCUUUGUGUAUGACAUAUUAUAGAAUAAUUAAUCAAUAAACAAAUAAUCACAUCAUUUAAAUUUUGUGUUACAUAUAAUUUAAUUAACUAAUAUUUGAACUACUCGAAAAUUAAUUUUGUAUUAUGUUUGUAUCAAUAACAUAAUCACGUGUGCAUUAAAAAAAAAAAAAAA